CGGAUUUUGACAGUUCCGCUUUUAGCGUCGUCGUGGUUGUGCUCCAAGCUCUCUGUUUACGGGUGAAAAAGUGAAGUGUAGCGUGGUUACAAUGCUGCUAGUGCUAGCAAUUGUGUUUCGCCUUCUUGUACAAUAAGCGGGUCGCAGGUUCGUAACGCUGCGCUGUGUCAAAGGCGCGCGACCGCAAACUUCACAGCACGCCCCCAUACCCUCCUCGCCAGCGGGUUACUACAACGCGAACACAUCCACAACCGAUACAACUGCGGCCAACCGAUGCUCAACGAGGAGGACACCGAGCUGGAUGACACUCAUCUCUGCAUUAAGUGUGGCAGUACCGUGGAGGGAAUUGAAAAUUACAUCAAGCACCGUAAGGUAAAUUGCACACAGCCGUCCAAAUCUUCAGGUGGUACCGGUCGGGAAGCCGAUACCGGUACGAUUGGCAAUGCCGAUCAACCGACCGUAACGCUGCGCGUUGAAACGGCAUCAACGGCGGAACCGGCGCCCUAUGGGACGUUCGACUUUACCGAAACAAUCAAGGAACCGGAGCACCAUAAGAAAGUACCGAGCUAUGACUAUCAUAACUACGAGCUGGAGCCGCAUCAUCAUCAUCAUCAUCAUCAUCACCACACUGACCCGGAGCAUCACCGGUCCGAUGGUUCGAAAGCGUCCGACUACAAGAAUGAGGUGAAUUACGAGUACGAGCUGGGAGCGGAUCUGUUCUUUUCGUCGCUUGAGCUGCAGAGUAGCAGUAAGCAGAAGACAACAGCCACCAGCGUACCGAAUGCUUCCCAGCCAGGCACUGUCAGUGGUGGGGUGUCCGGUGGUGGUUGCAGUCCUGCAACAAAGAUAGCACUGGUGCAGUCUAGACCGAAGACCCGCAAAUUUACCACAACCCUCGUCACGCAGCUCGAAUCAGAUCAACAGCAGCAGCAACAGCACCAUCCGCUGCCGGACGACUGGCUGGCGACACCGAACGAGUCCGAUAAGCUUAUGAAAGCUGUCAGCGAUAUCAGUGGCCACAAAAAGGUGGAACUGUAUCCGAUAUUCCAUCAGGAAUCUCCCGACCCGUCGGACGACGACAGCGAGGAGGAAGAGGACUAUAAUGCACCACCCCGCACCCAUACCGGUGGCAAGUGGAAGCCGGAAAAUCGUCCAUCACCGAACGUACUGCGCAGUACGUCCCACUGGCGCCACUGGCCACCGGAGUCACCGCUGGACAAAUCGGUCGAACACGACGAGGAGGAAGAUAGCUUCAAGAGUUUCUCGCCACCGCCCGGCCAUACCAAGGGUAAGUGGGUGCCCGGUUCCAAGAUUGCGCGCCUCGAGUACAAACCAACCCACGAACCGGUGAAAAGCUACGAGGACAAUUACUGGUGCAGUAUUUGCAACCGUCGGCUAGCGUCCCGGUUUGUGUACGAACGGCAUCUUAAAUCAAAUCUACACCUUAAACGGGCCCAGGAGGAAUUCGAGCUGGAACGUGCGAUCAAACCGCCGCUCUACGCUAAUGAACUAUCGAAGCAGCUCACGGACGCACCGUGCACCGAGCGUCUUAGUGCCGUACCAGCACCACCAGCAACGUCGGAGCAAGUGACCACCAUCGGUCAAUUAACGAAGUCACCGGAAAAGGUAAAACGCAAACGCAAAUGCUACUACACCAAGUGUGUCAUCUGCCAGACGCGUCUUCCGACGCAUCUGCUCGGCAAACACUUGAUAUCCCGUUACCAUUACCGGCGGAUGUUAAACCACCCCGGGCAAUGCUUUGACGUGGUGCUGAAAAAUAUGCACCGCAUCGUGCUACAGUCCCCGUUCCAGUGUCAACCGUGCCGAUUUUACGCAAAUAAUGAGCUCUACUUUAUGGAGCACUGGCGUUCGCCCGAACACGAAGCGCGCGUUGCAUCGAGCGGUAAGUUUUGGUGCAGUUUCUGUAAGUUUGAAUGUGAGGGAAACUUCCAGAUGACGGAACACCUGCUCGGUGCGAAUCAUCGGGAAGUGAUCGCCGUCAUCAAUCGCUCGGUACCGAUCAUCAUCCGUAAGAUCACACGCAUCCGGUGCGAUUCCUGUGAGCAGGAGUUUCGUUACAAUGCGGAACUGCGGCACCACCAGCGGCACUGUACGGCGGUUAGUGACGAAACGAUUGAGGAGGUUCGGGCCAAGGUGCAGAAUACCUUCACCUGCGAGCUAUGCAGUGCAACCUUCCCGAACAGGAUGCGAUUACUUCAGCAUGGGCAGAAACUGCACAGGUUGGCAAACUAUUACUGCUCCAUUUGUGAGUGUUCGUUCGAAACGGCACACGAAUCGAUGCAACAUCGCCGUACCUCGAGGCACAAGAUUAUGUCUGCAAGAAAAAAUCGAAAAUCGAACCUGGUACCGAAGACGUGCUUCAUUUGUAAGGAAAAAUUGCCGGAUGUACUGGAGCUGAAGCAACACAUUGCUUCCAACCAUCCGGACGUGAAGUAUAGCUGUCCUCAAUGUGGCGAAUGUUUCGUCCUAGCGCAAGAACUCGGUAGACACGUACGUGACAAAAAUUGUACAUUUUUCAAUUCCUCUACCGCGCUGGAGACACCGUCAACAUCCUCGGCAUUCUUUGUGCCGUACGCCACGACGGAAGUGCUCUCGAUUCCGGUACCGUCUACAUCCACGUCUACGUCGCCACCACCGCCGACGACGACGGCACAUCAGCUCACUGCUGCACUCCCGACGAUAGUCCCACAGGCGGAAACUUCACCAUCGUCAUCAUCAGCAACCCGGCCGCAUCUUUCGGGCACAAAUUCAAUUAUCUCAAAUGAUUCAAUUAAAGUAAAUAUGAAUGAUCGUAAACUAGGCAAGGAGACACAUCUGUAUUCUUCCACGGUGGCACCAUUCCUGCAGACGUCGACGGACCGGGAAUCGGAUGCCGAACUCGAAUCGUCCACGGAUGAUGCGGAUGGGCCAAGGCAACCGGGCACAGCUGAUCAGCCCCGAAAAGUUGAUAUGAUGGAAAAUUAUUCACCCGCCAACGUACAACCGUCCAGCCCGUCGUCGGCAACCACAUCGACCUAUCGGAUUAAAUUGGAAUCGUUCAGUUCGGCACUUUCGGCCAGUGCUGCCACGGACCACCAACCGGACGGACCGUCACAAUCGCCAGCGGUAUCAAAUACGGAUUGUGAUAAUAUUGUUGCCGCACGGAGCCCGCAAGCGUCAGCAGAAAUCUUUUUCGCCAUGGCUAAUAAUGCGUCCGAAAAUAAUACUGUUUACGUUGAUGAAAUUGUUGGCACCAUCGGUGAGGAUGGUUCGGUCGUUUGCUGGCAGUGUAAAAUAUGCCCAUUCAGAACCUCAUCGCAAGCCGAAUUUCUGUUUCACGAAAUUUUGCACUCAUCAAAGUUGGAUGACAAAGCAAAGUCAUCCCCAUCGGGGUCGUCCACGUCGGGUAAGCGCCGGUGUCCCAAAAUCACCUGCCCGCUGUGUGGGAAAGCAUUCUCCAAGGCGUCCCUUCGCUUUCACCUGCGCCAACACACCGACGAGCGGUUGUUUCCCUGCCCGCACUGUCCGAUGGCAUUUACGCGCAAGGCCAAUCUCAAAAAUCACAUUGAUAACAUUCAGCACCAGCGGAAGCACGAGGCAGCGAGUGAAGGAAUCCGUACGGCCGAUAGCACCGAAGCAGGACCAUCCCGUGCGGCUAUCUGUACUAGUUGCGGCAAAUCGUUCGCCAAUCGUCACAUAAUGCGGCAGCACAGCCGCGUCCAUCAUGACCAGCGAUCUGUCAAGGAGUUUUCCUGCCAGCACGAAGGAUGCCACUACCUGGCCCGUUCUGCGGCCGAUGUCCGGCGUCAUUUGGUGUCACAUACGAGUGAACGAAAUUUUGCCUGCGGUGAUGACGGUUGUGACUAUCGGGGGAAAUCACUUGCCCAGUUGCGUAGACAUGCUCUUCUUCGACAUGAUACGGAUACGGAAAAGAAACUCAAAUGUAGCCAGUGUGAUUUUGCAACCCGCAUUCCCGGACACCUUCGACGUCAUCUGUUAGUGCAUUCCGGUAGCAAACCGUACUCCUGUCCGCACUGUGAUUAUUCCUGCAAUAACAUUGAAAAUCUACGAAAACAUGUAAUUUCUACUUCGAAGCAUAAAGGGAAAUUUUUGUACGAAUGUAAACUUUGCCCUAAGGAUGGCAACACGUAUGGAACCAAUUUGCAGAAGGAGUACAAAGAUCACAUGCAAAAUUAUCACAAACUAUCGGCGGAUGAAGUAAAAAACUACAUUCAACCAUUCACUUCAUAAAAACAAAAUUCUUGUAAUAAUCAUGUUAACCCAAAUUUACUUA
Anopheles funestus (African malaria mosquito) is the source of this 4294-nucleotide messenger RNA. RefSeq names its product zinc finger protein ZFAT. Gene Ontology annotation, biological process: regulation of transcription by RNA polymerase II. The record is from RefSeq and is a predicted model, not a curated record. Lineage: Eukaryota; Metazoa; Arthropoda; Insecta; Diptera; Culicidae. Bases 274 to 4251 code for a protein of 1325 amino acids. Gene Ontology annotation, cellular component: nucleus. Gene Ontology annotation, molecular function: zinc ion binding; DNA-binding transcription factor activity, RNA polymerase II-specific; RNA polymerase II transcription regulatory region sequence-specific DNA binding. The transcript has 8 exons.